AAGAAACGAAAACAAGGUGCAUGAAGCGGCUUUGCUACGUUUUGCAAACUAUUUGCUGGAGAACACGAAAUGGCUGCAGCUUCUCAGCAAUAUAGGAAAUAAAUCACAUUUUUUUCCUCCAUACUGCAGAGGUGAUGCAGCUGUCGGUCAGCAGUAUCCCACAGUAAACAGAGGGAUGCCUCCGGCAGAGAGCAGCCAUGCCCAGCGCGUCCUCUCCUCCCUGAACCAGCAGAGGGCGGUGGGCAGGUUCUGUGAUGCAGUGUUGAAUGUGGGAGGGGGGGUGGUCUACCUGGCCCACCGCAGCAUCCUGGCCUGCUUCAGUGACCUCUUCCAGCAGUCCAACAUUGCCGCUGCACCCUGCAUGGAGUUCUGCCUCCAGGAGUGCCCCAAAGACGGCCUGGAGCUGCUGCUGAACUUCCUCUACACCGGGGAGCUGAAGCUGGAGGCUGACAACCUGGAGAAGGUUCAGCAUGCAGCCGCCAGCCUGGGCGUUCCUGAGGCUCUCUCCCUGUGUCAGCAGUUCAAGGAGAACCCUGCUGAUUCCCAGCCUUUCAAACGUAAAAGAGGCCGACCCAGGAAGUCCACAUCCGGAGGUGGGAAGUACAUUUACUCAAUCAGAAUCAAAGCUUUUAUUGUCAUAUGUACACAGUGUA
Messenger RNA from Notothenia coriiceps (black rockcod), 653 nucleotides. RefSeq names its product zinc finger and BTB domain-containing protein 48-like. Gene Ontology annotation, biological process: regulation of transcription by RNA polymerase II. The record is from RefSeq and is a predicted model, not a curated record. The transcript has 2 exons. Gene Ontology annotation, molecular function: protein binding; DNA-binding transcription factor activity, RNA polymerase II-specific; RNA polymerase II cis-regulatory region sequence-specific DNA binding. NCBI's taxonomy places the organism in Eukaryota, Metazoa, Chordata, Actinopteri, Perciformes, Nototheniidae. The annotation marks the transcript as partial.